Molecule: messenger RNA, 1137 nt
Organism: Necator americanus (New World hookworm)
Lineage: Eukaryota; Metazoa; Nematoda; Chromadorea; Rhabditida; Ancylostomatidae
Exons: 9
Coding region: 1-1137 (378 amino acids)
Source: RefSeq, a predicted model, not a curated record
AUGGAUUCACUGCUGGAUCCACUCCGCUUUCGCGUCGAUCGCUUACCGACUCCGGCAUUCAUGCCUCGUGAGGACGACUACGCGGAUCUUCUACGCAGCCCCGAUUUCGACGUACGGUUGCAGACCUUCAAUCGUCUGACUGCAGUUUCACGACGAGAUCCUGACUGGUUCUCAAACUGUCCUAGAAAAGGUGAACUAUUCAAAAAUAUUGAUCGAAUAUUGGCAGAAGAUCGAUGGGAGGUACAGCAUCAGUGCAUCAAGUUCCUGCAGGAAGCGAUGCCAACACUUGGAUCGAACCUCGAGUACUGCGUCUGCUACCUCAUGCCAAAUUUAGUCCCAAAGCUGGGCAGUUCGAAGAUCACAGUUCGGAAGAUUUCUGUGCAGACCAUACAGUCAUUUUUGCGACAAAAACCCGAUGCUCUUGGAUCCGUACUGAAAACCCUGUACAACUUCUUGCUCACCUCGACUGAACGAACCACAAAAACAGAAGUGGUUCGUGAAUUCCCGGCCAUGUUCAUUCCAGAGCUGAUCAACUGCGAUUGGUCGAUUCUGCUUGAUGCCCUAACAAAACUCAUGGCAACUUCUGAGAGCGAAUCCGCCGAAUGUGCAGCUAUGGCUGCGAAAAAACUGGAAGUUUAUCUUGGAAAAGACAACUUCAACAGGUUGAUGAGCGAUCUGUCUGCAGCACAACAAAAAGACUACAUAAGAUUCAGCAAAAAUAUUGUGGUUGCGGUAGAACCAGAGCCGGCAACCUCACAAAUCGUUAAUAGAAGCAACAUGAAAAUUGCUUCCGGAGAGCGACGGUUUCGUUUUGGAAUCAUCCCUUCCAUAGUGGCCACAAUGGUCAUUGACAAUUCGAAUUCAGGAACCAGGAUAUCUGGACUAGAAAAGGUUGUGGUUCUAGCACUAGACGUUGUACGACUUACGGUGAACCGGCUAAAAACACAUAUGGAAGUACAUUUACAGCAAACGAUCUCAUUACUCUCUAAACACUUCGGCAAUCAAAAAGCGGUAAUCAAGCAGCUGAUUAUGAUGACCUGUAUGGAUCUGUUUCAAAACGUCAGUCCGAAAGCUGUAGUUGCAGAGCUUUGUGUCUAUGUAGACCACAGAAACUCAAGAGUACGAGAAGAGGUUUGA